CUGCUCAUCCGAUUACUUCCGGGACGUUUGUGGUCAAUGGUUUUUUUCAGUGGAGUUGAAUUACAACACUGUUUUUGGUCGGUAUUAAAAUGUCCUACAACUACGUAGUAACAGCUCAGAAGCCUACGGCGGUCAACGCCUGCAUAACAGGUCACUUCACAUCUGCAGAAGACCUGAAUUUACUCAUUGCUAAAAACACACGGUUGGAGAUUUAUGUUGUCACUGCAGAAGGGCUGAGACCUGUCAAAGAAGUGGGCAUGUAUGGCAAGAUUGCUGUCAUGGAGCUGUUCAGGCCGAAGGGUGAGAGCAAAGAUCUCCUGUUCAUUCUCACAUCCAAGUACAACGCCUGCAUCUUGGAAUACAAACAGAAUGGAGAGAGCAUCGAUAUCAUCACUCGCGCCCACGGCAAUGUACAGGAUCGUAUUGGGCGACCAUCAGAAACGGGUAUUAUUGGAAUUGUGGACCCAGAAUGUCGCAUGAUUGGCUUACGCCUGUAUGAUGGGUUGUUCAAGGUCAUUCCAUUGGACCGAGACAACCGUGAACUCAAAGCUUUCAACAUCCGACUGGAGGAGCUACAGGUUAUCGACAUACACUUCCUGCAUGGCUGCCAGGCUCCAACUGUUUGCUUCAUCUACCAGGACCCACAAGGACGCCAUGUGAAGACCUAUGAAGUUUCUCUCAGGGAGAAGGAGUUCAACAAGGGCCCCUGGAAACAGGAGAAUGUGGAGGCUGAGGCAUCCAUGGUUAUCCCAGUGCCAGAACCAUUUGGGGGCGCUAUAAUCAUAGGACAGGAGUCUAUCACCUAUCACAAUGGAGAUAAAUACUUGGCUAUUGCACCACCCACUAUCAAGCAAAGCACCAUUGUGUGUCAUAACCAAGUGGAUCCCAAUGGCUCCCGUUACCUUCUGGGGGACAUGGAGGGACGUCUGUUCAUGCUGCUCCUGGAGAAGGAGGAGCUGAUGGACGGCACAGUGGUGCUCAAAGAUCUGCACGUGGAACUGCUCGGAGAGACAUCAAUUGCUGAGUGCUUGACGUACUUGGAUAAUGGGGUGGUGUUUGUCGGCUCCAGACUGGGAGACUCACAGUUAGUGAAGCUGAAUGUGGACAGUAAUGACCAGGGCUCUUAUGUGGCAGUGAUGGAAACGUUCACUAAUCUGGGGCCGAUUGUGGAUAUGUGUGUGGUCGACCUGGAGAGGCAAGGCCAGGGUCAGCUGGUAACGUGUUCUGGUGCAUUCAAGGAAGGCUCGCUUCGAAUUAUCCGUAACGGCAUUGGGAUUCAUGAGCACGCCAGCAUUGACCUGCCUGGAAUCAAAGGUUUAUGGCCACUGCGCUCUGAGGCAGGAAGAGGCACAGACGACAUGCUGGUGCUGUCGUUUGUGGGCCAAACACGAGUGCUGAUGCUGAGUGGGGAGGAGGUGGAAGAGACGGAGCUCCCAGGCUUCGUAGACAAUCAGCAGACCUUCUACUGUGGCAACGUGGCACAUCAGCAGCUCAUUCAGAUCACGUCUGGCUCUGUGCGCUUGGUGCACCAGGACAGCAAGGCGUUAGUCAGUGAGUGGAAGGAACCGCAGGCCAAGAACAUCAGCGUGGCUGCCUGCAACCACACCCAGGUGGUGCUCGCUGUGGGACGGGCCCUGUUCUACCUGCAGAUCUUGGCUGGAGAGCUCAAACAGAUCAGUACCACAGAGAUGGAGCAUGAAGUGGCGUGUUUGGACAUUACACCCCUGGGGGAGGCGGGUGGCGAGUCUCCGCUCUGUGCUGUGGGACUCUGGACUGACAUCUCGGCCCGUGUGCUCAAACUGCCCUGUUUCACCAACCUGCACAAGGAAAUGCUGGGAGGAGAGAUCAUUCCUCGCUCCAUCCUCAUGACCACAUUUGAGGGGACCUACUACCUGCUGUGUGCCCUUGGAGAUGGUGCGCUCUUCUACUUUGGUCUGGACCUGGAAACAGGUACCCUGAGUGAACGCAAGAAGGUUACCCUUGGUACUCAGCCCACUGUGCUCAGAACCUUCCGCUCCCUGUCCACUUCCAAUGUGUUUGCCUGUUCUGACAGACCCACUGUCAUCUAUUCCUCCAACCACAAGCUGGUGUUUUCCAAUGUCAACCUCAAGGAGGUCAACUACAUGUGCCCUCUCAAUUCUGAAGGUUACCCCGACAGCCUGGCUCUUGCAAACAACAGCACACUGACCAUCGGUACCAUUGAUGAGAUUCAGAAACUCCAUAUUCGCACUGUUCCCCUUUAUGAGUCUCCUAGGCGAAUCUGUUACCAGGAGGUUUCCCAGUGUUUCGGAGUGCUCUCCAGCAGAGUUGAGAUUCAGGAUGCAAAUGGAACUACGUCUGCUGUACGGCCCAGUGCAAGCACUCAGGCUCUCUCCAGCAGCGUGAGUUCCAGCAAGCUCUUCCCGAGUAGCACCUGUCCCCACGAGACCUCCUUCGGUGAGGAGGUAGAAGUUCACAGUCUUCUUGUUGUCGAUCAGCAUACAUUUGAAGUUCUGCACGCCCACCAGCUCCUCCCCAGUGAGUACGCACUCAGUAUGGUAUCGUGCCGUCUGGGUAAAGACCCUUCGGUGUAUUUUGUUGUGGGCACGGCCAUGGUGUACCCCGAGGAGGCGGAGCCCAAGCAGGGACGCAUCAUUGUCUUCCACUACACUGACGGUAAGCUGCAAACUGUGGCUGAGAAGGAGGUGAAAGGGGCCGUCUAUUCUAUGGUGGAGUUCAAUGGCAAACUGCUCGCGAGCAUCAACAGCACAGUCCGUCUGUAUGAGUGGACGGCUGAGAAGGAGCUGAGGACCGAGUGCAACCACUACAACAAUAUCAUGGCCCUCUACUUGAAAACCAAAGGAGACUUUAUCCUGGUGGGAGACCUGAUGAGGUCUGUGCUGCUGCUGGCAUAUAAACCGAUGGAAGGCAAUUUUGAAGAGAUUGCACGUGACUUCAACCCUAAUUGGAUGAGUGCAGUGGAAAUCCUGGAUGAUGACAACUUCCUGGGGGCAGAGAAUGCCUUCAACCUGUUUGUGUGCCAGAAGGACAGUGCGGCCACCACAGAUGAGGAGCGGCAGCACUUGCAGGAGGUGGGGGUCUUCCACCUUGGGGAGUUUGUCAAUGUCUUCUGCCACGGGUCUCUGGUGCUGCAGAACCUGGGAGAGAGCUCCACGCCCACCCAGGGCUCCGUGCUCUUUGGCACUGUUAAUGGGAUGAUAGGCCUGGUGACCUCACUGUCUGAGGGCUGGUACAGCCUCCUCCUGGAUCUGCAGAAUCGUCUCAACAAAGUCAUCAAGAGCGUGGGCAAGAUUGAGCACAGCUUCUGGAGGUCCUUCCACACCGAGCGCAAGACGGAACAAGCCACUGGAUUUAUCGACGGCGACCUGAUCGAGAGUUUCCUGGACCUUGGUCGAGCCAAGAUGCAGGAAGUAGUCAGCACCCUCCAGAUCGACGACGGCAGCGGCAUGAAGCGUGAAGCCACAGUGGACGAGGUCAUUAAGAUCGUGGAGGAGCUGACCAGGAUCCACUAGCUCCGCCCCC
Thalassophryne amazonica is the source of this 3522-nucleotide messenger RNA. RefSeq names its product damage-specific DNA binding protein 1 (gene ddb1). The coding region runs from base 90 to 3512 and encodes 1140 amino acids. Gene Ontology annotation, cellular component: nucleus; site of double-strand break. NCBI's taxonomy places the organism in Eukaryota, Metazoa, Chordata, Actinopteri, Batrachoidiformes, Batrachoididae. The record is from RefSeq and is a predicted model, not a curated record. Gene Ontology annotation, biological process: proteasome-mediated ubiquitin-dependent protein catabolic process; DNA repair. Gene Ontology annotation, molecular function: protein binding; nucleic acid binding. The transcript has 27 exons.